Messenger RNA from Tilletiopsis washingtonensis, 867 nucleotides. RefSeq lists its product as hypothetical. NCBI's taxonomy places the organism in Eukaryota, Fungi, Basidiomycota, Exobasidiomycetes, Entylomatales. The record is from RefSeq and is a predicted model, not a curated record. Bases 1 to 867 code for a protein of 288 amino acids. The transcript has 2 exons.
AUGCCGAGUCUCGACGCACAUUCAUCUAGCAGCGGCCCCGUCUCCAUCUUGCGUCGCGCCGACAGCAAGGGCCGCAUACGCUUCAAGCACGUCGUGCGCUUCAGGCGUCCCGCGCAGGAAGUCGCGGCGCCAGCGCCAGUGCCAGCCGCUGCUGUGCAGCCUGAGCGGCCAGUCUCUCCUGCCCCGGCGCCCGAGGUACGCGAGCCUUCGCCGGAGAUCCACGAGGUGCGAUCCGAGUCUCCCGAGCUCGCUGCGCCUCAAGCCGGCGCCGUUGGCAGUCUAGUGGACGAUCUUGCCGCGCUGGAGCUCUCACGCGCCGAGCGCCACACGUUGCGAGCCGAGCGGCUGAGGCAGCAGCAGCUGCUCAAGGCGCGCGAGCAAGCGCGUCGACUCGAGGAGCAGCAGCGGCGCGUGCUGGAGCGGCGUCGACGGCGCAGAGAGAGAGCGGCGCGUGAUCGACAGCGCCUGCGCGAGGAAGUCAUCGAGGUGCCACCGCCGCACGCCAUCUGGAUCGUCCCGGAUGACGACGGCGAAGACGUCAAGCCGCACCUGCGCCAGCAACAGCAGCAGCAGCAGCCGCCUCGCGCGUACGACUCGCUCGAGCGCUGCUACGGCGUGUGCCGCUCGCGGCCCAAGGCCAUCAAUGACGGCGAGUGGGAGGUCGACGAGGUGGUGGACCACAUGGUGCAGCACGGCCGGCUGUUCUUCGCCAUCAAGUGGCAGGGCUAUCCGCUGGGCCACUGCGGCGCCUUCGACCUGUGGAAUCCGGCCGAGAACGUGCACUGCCCGCACCUCAUCCAGCUCUACUUCCACAGCCGCGGCAUCGCGCCGGACCGCAUGCCGUAUCAAGAGCAGUGGAACUUCUGA